CAACAGGCCAAAUAGCCUACUUCGCAUAACGCGCUAGGGACGCAUGGGUUUUGUGGGGACAUUGUUUAGUUCGGUCUGUGUGCCGUUAGUAAUCGAGGAACGCAACAGGUGAAAUGCUGCGAGUGCGCAGACGAAGUAAAGUCAAUGAGAUGGAUGCAUUCAUAGACGACUAGGAUGGUAAAGAAAUGCUUGGCUUGUCUUCUGUGCGCAGAGUGAAUGGAGGUAGGCCUGUUUUACGCCACAUAAGUCAUACUAUGAUGUCGCAACAUAUGUCCUAGAUAUAGGUCAAGUACCGUUAUGGUGUGGUGACUCAAACAAAGAGGGAUGGACGGCACAAAGUGACACCCUUACCGGGAGGCUGCGCGGAAAACGCUUUCUGUAGUGUGGACUAAUAAUAACUGACGCUUAAUGGUGCGCUAAUAGUCAUUUGUUUGGAGGCGCUGCAUCAUCAUGGUGGUUGAAAGGACACUUCUCGCUGCGAGGCAAGGGGAUGUACAAACUCUGAAAGUACAAUUCGCGGAGAAAGUACUCAACGGCGACGUGAAAGAUGUGCUGGGAGCGACUCCUGUACACCACGCCGCCCGAGCAGGGAAGCUCACCUGUCUGCGGUAUUUGGUGGACGAAGCGGGUUUACCGGCGAACAGCCUGGCGAGAAACGGUGCGAGUCCUGCGCAUGACGCCGCAGCCACGGGCAACCUGACCUGCCUGCAGUGGCUCGUGACGCAUGGAGGAUGUCGAGCGGCCGAUAAGGACAGCUCAGGGGCGACUGUCCUGCAUCUGGCUUCUCGAUUCAGCCAUCAUGAGAUCAUCGAUUGGUUGCUUAAAAGUGAGGAGGGGGAUCCUACUGUUGCCACGGAUACGGGGGCGUUGCCUGUUCAUUAUGCUGCCGCUAAAGGGGACUUACCCUCACUAAGGCUGCUAUUGGAACACAGCCCACAAGUUGUCAAUUUUCAAACCAAGAAUGGUGCCACACCACUAUACCUUGCAUGUCAGGAGGGCCACCUGGAAGUUGUCCAGUACCUGGUGAAGGACUGCGGGGCGGAGCCAAGUAUCAGAGCCAAUGAUGGGAUGACACCACUGCACGCUGCUGCCCAGAUGGGACACAACACUGUCAUUGUCUGGCUGAUGAGUUUCACGGAGAUCAGCCUGUCUGACAGAGACAAUGAUGGGGCCACUGCCAUGCACUUUGCCGCCAGCCGCGGUCAUGCCAAGGUUCUCAGCUGGCUUCUUCUGCACGGCGGGGAAAUAAUGACAGACAGCUGGGGCGGGACGCCUCUUCAUGACGCAGCUGAGAACGGAGAGCUAGAGUGCUGUCAAAUUCUCGUGGUAAAUGGAGUAGAUCUUGGCAUACGGGAUCAGGAUGGAUUCUCAGCAGCGGAUCUAGCUGAAUACAACGGGCAUCAACAGUGUGCCAAGUAUCUCCGCACUGUCGAAAACAUGAGUGUGGAGCACCGAGUCUUAUCAAGGGACGCUUCGGCGGAUUUGGAGUAUAAGCAACCCGACUCAGGCCUGUCCUCUCCCAAUGCUACCCUGCCCAACCCAGCACCCCCUGCAGGCCACUUUGACAUCUGCUCACCUUCAAGCUCGCUGUCCAAUUAUGACUCGGCGAACUCCAGCCAAUCCAGUACUGGAGAGAAAAGGAGCGGUUCACCUCCCUCACGCGUACCAACAGGAGGCACAGAUUCAGCCAUUACAGACAUGCAGACCUAUAUGGACAUGCUGAAUCCAGAUGAAGCAGGUGGUUCCCACAAUGCGAAAGAGCCCGCACACCUGCCGCCCCCUCCAACAUUUCCUCCACCCCCACCACCGUCAAAUCCUUCCCAUAUUCCACCUCCACCCCCUGCCUACCCCGCACCCAACCCACCUGAGGAGGAGGAGGCAUCCGCCGAAUACUUGAAGGUGAAGAGGAACCUUCGCCGAGUAGACAAUGACGUAGUCAAAAAGGAGCAGCUGAACCCUGGCGAGAACCACGAAAGACUUCGAAGAGUUGACUCAAACCGAAAGUCUCGAAGUUUCAGCAAGCAGCCCAGCACUGGGGACUACUAUAAAACCCUGGGUAGCGAUACCACGGACCAGCAGCCCAGCAGAGCCAUGGCACCCAAUGAGGAGGGUUCUGCACUGUUGGAGGAGGCGGCAGACACAGCACCUGCCCCAGAGAAUGGAACAGGAACCACGGAAGAUCUACCGCUUCCUCCACCUCCACCUCCUCCACCUGCAAGCACUUUUAUCCCGGCUCCACCUCCUCCUCCACCUCUUCCAUCUGAGCUGCCCCCUCCUCCCCCACCCUCCACCACCACACCGGCCCCUGCCCAGCGGCGCAUGUCUUCAUCCUCCAACAGCAAUAAAUCCUUCAACAUGAUGUCCCCCACUGGAGAUAAUUCUGAGCUUCUGGCCGAAAUUAAAGCUGGGAAGAGUCUAAAGCCGACACCUCACAGUAAAGGCUACACGACCGUCUUCUCGAACAGCGGCACACCGGGAAACAACGGGGAAAGUCCAUCAUCGCCGCCAGAGCCUCUGCCAAAAUCCAACGACACCCAAUCCGCGAAGCCAGAAUCUCCACCGCCUGCUUGUCCACCGACGCCACCCAAUCCCACAGCCAGCAGCGCGUCGCCCCAGAACCUGUCCACUUCACAGAGCAGCGACCAGCUCACAGCCGCGGUCAACGGGAACACGUCUGUCGUCCAGAACAAGACCAGCGUGGUGGACGUGGAGAGUUUGGUGCCCACGCACGACGAGCAGGGCCGAGCCAUUCCAGAGUGGAAGAGGCAGGUGAUGGUCCGAAAACUACAAGUGAAGAUGCAGGAGGAGGAAGAGAACAAGAAAAAGGCUGAAGAAGAGGCAGCUCGUCUGGCAUCCUUACCUGCGUGGAGGAGAGAUAUCAUGAAGAAAAAGUUGGAGGAAGAGAAAAAAGAUGAAGAACAACGACGGAUGGAGAAGGAGAGCGAGGAGAAGUCAGAACUGGAGCGACUACGAACGCUAGGCUAUGAUGAAACCAAGCUGGCACCAUGGCAAAAGCAGAUCAUUUUAAAGAAAGGAGACAUAGCGAAACAGUAGUAAACUCCCAGUCAUCGAAGCCCCACUUGCACAACUCUUUUGCUGACAUACAGUGUUAUGCAAAAAGCCCUUGUGGAAUCUGUGAAAAUGUGAAGAAAUUUGACAAAAUAAGAUAAAUCAUAGAAAUGGGACAUUGUUUUUUUUAUUUAGUACUGU
Messenger RNA from Danio aesculapii, 3210 nucleotides. It is a transcript of the gene espn, whose product is annotated as espin. Gene Ontology annotation, molecular function: actin filament binding. The record is from RefSeq and is a predicted model, not a curated record. Gene Ontology annotation, biological process: actin filament bundle assembly. Gene Ontology annotation, cellular component: cytoplasm. Bases 451 to 3054 code for a protein of 867 amino acids. The transcript has 13 exons. Lineage: Eukaryota; Metazoa; Chordata; Actinopteri; Cypriniformes; Danionidae.